Molecule: messenger RNA, 24150 nt
Organism: Cinara cedri
Lineage: Eukaryota; Metazoa; Arthropoda; Insecta; Hemiptera; Aphididae
Source: the annotation of a GenBank genome assembly
AUGGGAACAGGUAAGUCCUUAACUCGUAUUAUAUUAAUAAUGUCGCACAUCGGUAUUCGAAAUAUAGCUACAGAUCUGCAGUGAUUAUUUAGUUUUUCGUGAAUUAUUUAGUAAAUUUAGUCGGGAAAUGGUAAUGUGCAAUUUAUAUUCUAUUAUGAAUUGUCUGUAUAAAUAAUUUUAAUUUUUUUUUUCUACAAAAAUUCAUAUUUAUAUAUAUAUAUCGUUAUUAAAUUAAUUAAACGAAAUAAAUAAUUGUUUUUUUUCAGACUCUUAAAAAGGGUUUCUAAAUUAUCUCCUACUUUAAAAAAUUAGAAAGUUUUGCAUUUCAUAUGUUUUACUGACUACCUUAAUAAUAAGAUUUUUCCACUAAUCGAUUGGCUGAUACUCAUUAAAAGGAAAAUGGUACGAAAAAAUAUGCUGUUUUAGACCAUUAAGCUAGAGUAAAAUGCUCAUUUGCUCACCCAAUUUUAAUUUUCUAAACAAAUUAGAAUUUUUUGAUUUCUUGUCCAUAUUUUUAGUACGAAACAUUAUUGGUUCGCAGUUUUUUUUUAAUUCAUUUAAUUACAGUACAUGAUGAAUUUACAUUUUAUUCAUAAAAUUAUACCUCGUAUUUCAAAGCGUCGAAAAAAAAAAAUAAAAUAAAAUAUUUUUUCGAGUAAAACAUAGAAAAGAAGUAGAUUCAUUUUUCAAAACAGAAAUUGGACUUCUAGGAGUAUUGAUCUGAAUGUAUUGAAAAACGAAUCGUUUUCAACGGUUUUCCAUUGAAAAUCACAUUGUUUUAUAAAAAAAAAAUAAUCUAAAAACCAAUGAUAUACAAAAGGGUAAAUAUAGACAAACACAAACAUUAAAAAUUACAUAAACAUUAACAGUUUAACAAUGUGAGUUUAUCAAGUUGUAUACGUAUCUCUCUCGGAUUUCGUUUAACUUUUAUUUGAUGCGUUAUUAUAAGUAAUACGACAAUGGUAAAUUACUUUCAAUUAUUAAAAGGUUCAGUCAUUAUUAUAGUUCAGUAAAUUAACACAUACGUUAUUUAUUUUUUAAAAAAAAUGGUUAUAUCAUCUACAAACUAUAAUUUAAUAUUUUUUUUACGAUCAAAAUAACAAUUGCUAUCAAUAAGUUAAAACCGCACGGUAACUUUUGACAUUAAAAAAAAAAAAUGAUAAAAAAAGUAUCGUAUCUGAAAAUAAUAAUACGCGUUUUAAUAUUGUUAUAACUUAUAAGUAAUUGACUGGCACAUAAUAUUGCAUAAUAAAGUCUUUAUAUUCUGUACAUAAAAAAAAAUCAAUUUAAAAUGAAUCAAAAAAAAAUCGCAAAAUCUUCCAAACAAAAAACGCCUCCGUGCAAUAAGGGUUAUUGUAUUCCGUUGUAAGGCAAUUUAAGUUUAAAUCACUUUUUAUCUUAAUAAUUUUUCUGCGAAGUUAUUUUUCGUAAAUAUGGAAAAAAUCUUUAAGAUAAUAAUAUUAUUAAUUGUUAAAUUUUUAAUUAUACGCCAGCUGGUGUUAAAAUUAUGUUUACAAUAAACCAAUAAAAUACGUAAGUACACAAUAUGAAACUCAUAUUUUAAUUGAAUACUAUUAAUUAAUGUUUGUAUAUUUUCCACUAACCAACCCGUGUUUAAUAAUAUUAUAUUAUGUUAAUAACAUAAUAAAAGGUAGAUGUACUGACAGUAUUUUACAUAAAAUUCAUUUAGUUUCAUAAUUGUAUUUCAUUACGGUUUGGAAAUCGUAAAUUGUGUUCACUAUUUCGCAAUUUUCGGAGGUUCUGCAUUGUGAUUAUCAUCUUUUUGUGAACCAUACAGGACAAAAUAAACUUUCAGUUAUUUAACGAACCGAUUUAAAAUUAUUAAUAAUAUCUACAUAUAUAUUAUAUAUGUAUACCUAUAUUAGUUAUUUACGUCACAUUUAACACACAUCGAAUUUAAGUAUUUUUCACUUAGCGUAUAUACGAGAUAUUAUAAUCAUAGAAAUUGGUGAAAUACUAAAAUUUCUCAUCGUAGUAAAUCCUUAAAAUACGAAAAAUAAGUACUCUCGAAGUCGCGUUAUUUCAUAUUUCUUAUAUAAUAAUCAGUUGAUCCCGGACAAAUACACUUGCGCUUUGGUUCUUAGAAUCAUUCGACCCUCUUUUUAAAAGGAUCGCAAGCACAUCAUAAUCUCUAUUAUUGAAAAGUUUUGUUGACCUUUUUGUAUCGUCGCAACCGUAAGCCUUUCUUUCGGUUGAACUCAAAAAGCCCGAAGAAGAUUAGGCUAUUCCCUAAAGGAGAAUACAAACACAGACACACACACACACACAUACACCCAUACAAAAAACUUUAAACGAGAGUACUCAUUUGCAGUGUGGAAACUUCGAGACGUCCUUAAAAGAGAAAUGUUUUAUUUCUUUUUUAUGAUAAAUAAUAAAUAAACGGGGAGAAAAAAGUUAAACCUUUUAUCAAUUAUUAUUUAACGCGUUAAAAAGCAUUGAAAUGGCAUUUUUUUGAGUUUUAGCCGAAUGACCUUUUAUAGAUUCAUAAAUAUUAAACGUCCACUUAAAAUAUUAAUAUGCUAUAAGCUAUAAAAUUGAAGACAAAUUAAAAAUUAUAUUAAAAUUAAAUCAAAGUUACCUUAAUAUUGAUAAAAUUGAAUUUCGAGUUUAAGAACAAAUUUAAUCCUGAAUUAGAUUAAAUUACAAAAUCCGUAUUAUAAUUUAGAGUAACUAUUUCUUAUUAUUAUAUACCUUUUUCAUAAAUCUCCUUUUUUGCACUCGUCAUGGCAUCCUCUCUCCCGUCACUUUUAUACGCAUAUAGUCGCGUAGAUUUAAUAUAAUUUUGAAAUCCAUAUAGUAUAGGACUAUAAGUUUAUAUUUAUAAAUAUAAAGAGAUGUGUUUGUGGAAAAAACAUUUUUUGAACCGAUAAAGUUUAUAAAUGAUAAUGAAAAAUACCCCCAUUUGGUGCAUUUACCGCAAGCUUAAUGAUUAUUUUAAAAUUUUCCAAAGAGUAUACAUUCCAAUAAUGGAUACACAAUAUACAUGUACAUUUAACUAUACAAUAGUGUAAACUGUACACGCGCAAAGUUUUAAGCUAAAUAAAUUUUAUUCACAAAAAAAAGUGGCCCGACAAUGCCGUGCAGGAUAGCUAGUAUAAUAUGAAAGGUCCGUUUCCUGAAACGCUUUUUCGGUUAUACUUAGAACGUUAAUUGUGACGUUUAGAUUGAAACUAGAGUUUAAACACAAAUAACAAAAUUUAAAUUAGAGACUAUUUUCGAGGUCUGUAUGCAAUUUUUUUUAAAAAAAAACAUUUAAUACAAAAAAAGUCACGAACCGUGUCAGUUAUUGCAUUUUUUAAAUAACUUUAGUUCGUACAAGAAUUAUAUUGUUUGUGAUUUCAAUCUAAACGCAAUCUAAUGCAAUCCAAAACGUUCAUCCAAACGACACAAUUUUUAAUAUGUUUUAAAUAGCGUAAUUUUUUCUUUAUCAUUCGUUAGUAAGACGGAGACAACAUAUUUAUAUAUAUAUAUAUAUAUAUAUAGCCAAACAUUUAUAAUUUAUGGUUUUUGACUGCAAUGCGACAUUUUAUCAUGGUAGUGCACCCAGUUUCCUAAAUUUUAAAUGCACAUCAAGAGUGUUUCGCUGUUGAAUUGGUCGUUGUAGACAACUUCUAUCAGAUGAGUGCGAUUGACGUGCAAUACAUUAUUAUCAGUUAUUCUUUAACCAUUUAAUACCACUUAUAUAUCAGUUUGUGUACGCAAUAAAGAUUGUAACAACAUGUCAACAAUAGAAUGAUCCUUGAGCUAAAACAUUUGGUUUCAUUAAAAUUCGUAUGUAAAAAAGUUUUCGUCAUAAAGAUUCACAGUAUUUAAAUUCACAGCACCAGUUAUUUUAUGUAUUUCGAUAACCGUUGAUAUAAUACGCCACCGAUCAUAAUAUAUUAUACAAUAUCUAAUAUUUAUAUUUUUGAAAAUGGAAAUCGUCGAGUUUACAUAUUCUAUUCCAGUGGUUCCCAACUUCUCUUAUUUUACGCCCCCUUUGUAGCUUUAUACAAAUCUCUCUCACCCUCUCCUCUUUUAACAAAUAUGACGAGUAAAAAAAAAAGGUCAUCAAAGUGUUGAUGAGCAAACAAAUCUUAUCAAAAAUGUCAACUGUUCCCUGUCGUCUCUUCCUACUAAAUACGGCCGUGUUCGUAAUCUUUACCGAUACCCAAUCCCCGGUCAUUAUUAAAUUUUUAUUUUUUCCCUACAUUGUAAAAUACAAAUAAUUUAAUAAAUACAAACUUUGUUUCGUGAUUACUGCCUUCGUCCCCCCAGCAAUGUGUACACAUCUCCCCUAAGGAGGCACUCCCCCGGUCGAGAAACACUGCUCUAUACCUAUCAUACGGUCUCAGCGCUGCGCGGUUUAUGAAGUUUUUAAGACAGCGGCGUGCUCGCCCGACGACCGGUCAACUUCGAAGCGCCACCGCGUCACACUUCGUAAGUCCUUGCUCCGUGGCCGCCCGUCAAAGUUUCGACGCGCACAAAUCCGCGGGUCGCCGCCGUCGACCGACCGUUUUGUCGCAGCCGAACAACGCGCACAUCACAACGGAAAGUUGGUCGCAACCGUUCCGCCGCCGCCGCCGCCGCCGAACAGCCGCAGGCUGCGGCGGCACAGCUGCUGUGUGUAAUGUACGCAGCUUUUUCACAACGCCACGAUGUCCCGGCCACAGAACGGAGGACCGCGGGUGCGGGUUCCGGGCCGGCGUUACACCCGCCACUCGCCGCCGCACACUUGCGCGCGACAAACAUCCAUUAGCCGCCACUGCGAUGACAGUAUUUCCCGCCUCGGGACGCGUACAUUAUAUUGUUAUAUAUUUAUAUGAAUGCGUCUAUAUUUUAUUAUAAUAUAUACAUAUAUAUAUAUACAUGAGAUGUACACGUAUAUAUGUAUUAAAUACAAUGCGGCCGCCGGGGAAACGAAGCGGCGGCGGCCGUGACAGCGGCGGUGUUACAAAGUUAAGAGCGGCAACGCGCACUUCCGUAUCGGCCGUCUCCGUAGCACGGAGCUACGCGAUAUCGCAUUUUAUAAGGCUCUUGACGCGCGCGAGAACGCGUAUAAGCGGAUUUCGGAACAAGCUCAUUAUUAAACCGCAUCACGGCUGCCGCCACCGCCGAGCCUUUCUCCCGGGGCCGAGGUCUUCGCAUACACUUUUCGUUGCUUAUACAUAUAUAAUUACAAUGUAUAUGUAUAUUUUAUAAUAUUCCACCCGGGUAACGACACUUUGCGCGUUUACAGCUGCUGCUGUUGUGCAGUGCAAUAUAUACGACGGCCAACUUUUGUCAUCCCCCCUCCUGCUCCGAUACCGCAGCCGCACUUAUACACGUCAGCGAUCGUAUCGUUUACGGUCGGAUAAGCGCGAGUGUAUACUGUAAACAUAUAUUUAUAUACAUGUAUGGUAUAUAAUAUAAUAUACGGGCCUGAUUCCAACGAACUUUUCAACGUUACGGCGGUUUUGGGUGUCCAACUUUCAGAACGUUGCAGCAGCCCGAAAUUCGCGAAACCGCCGAUCCGCUCGUCGUCACGACGCCUACGACUCUCGCGUCCGUUUACCACACACGUCUCCGGAACGGUCUACACGGCGUCUUUUCUUUUAUAACACCGCGACGGCUUUUGUGCACGUAAAGCGCAAUAAUAAUAGUUCGCGAUACCGUGUUGACUUUUUCCGUCGAUGUUUUUCUUCUGGCUACAUAAGUUAAGUUUCACAACCUGAGAUUGUAUUGUAUCGAUUUGGGCAAAAAACAAACGAAAAAAUUAGAUUCUAACCAAUAAUAUAAUCAACGGCAAUCUAUUCACUUGUAAAUUAUUACAUUAAUCAAUUGUAUUACGAUUUUCAUUCAUAUAUAUAUAUAUAUAUAUAGUAAGUUAAAGGGAUUGGUGACGGUUUUCCAAUUUUUUAAAAAUUAAAUUUUUUAUUUAACAUUUUAAUAACUAUUUUAAUUAUAAGACUUGUAUUAAUCUACUGCCCGAUACCCAUUUAUAUGACGAAUAUGACGAUUUACCAGACAAAACUGUAAGGAUUGCAUUUGACGAAUUUCAGAAAAUAACUACGAUUCGUUAGAUUCUAUACAAGGAUACGAUGGAAUUAGUUUUUAAAUUUUAAUUUUCUUUAUUAUAUAAAAGGAAAAAUACUUUAAGUGCAUUUUAUUAAAAAAUACAAUCAAAUUUGUUUACGAUUAAUAAAAUAAUUAUACUUCUUAUUCCAACAUGUCCUAUCAUUGAGGACAAAUAACUUUGAGAAUCACAAUUCGUUUUCGAAAUUUGAAUCCGUCAAACAUCAUAAUUCCUAUACAGUUUUAUCUGGCUUUUAGCUCCCAGUCAACUAAAAUUUAUACGUAAAUUCAAAUAGAUCUUUACUGUUUUUAUUUUCAUGUGAUGUUUAUAUAUUGUAAAUAAAAACAUAAUACAUUUUUGCGCUUUACAGGAGAUCGAUUAUUGGACAUCCCGUGCAAAGUUUGUGGGGAUAGGAGUUCUGGAAAACAUUACGGAAUUUACAGCUGUGACGGUAAUAACAUAUAAUUCAUUAAAUACACCGACCGUUGUUUGUUGUAAAUUUAUAUUCAAAUAAAUUAACGCCAUCGAUUUGGAAUGACUGAAAAAUAAAUACGGUUGUGUACUUGUAUCGAAUAGGUUGUUCCGGGUUUUUCAAAAGAAGCAUCCACCGGAACCGGGUGUACACGUGUAAAGCGCAAGGCGAACUCAAAGGCAGGUGCCCUAUUGACAAAACCCACAGAAACCAGUGCCGGGCUUGUCGACUCAACAAGUGUUUUCAGUCGGCAAUGAACAAAGACGGUAAGUUUAUGUUGACAUAUUGAGAUUGCAUGUUGUUAUCAUUGAAUAUGUCAGCGCACUUAUAAAGUGGAAAUAAUAUCUAGUUUAUGGAUUCAGGGUUUUUAUUUGUAUACGAGGACAUUUUAGAUUCUGAUUGGAGCGAGGAAUGUAUUGAUUUUACGUUUUAAUCUGUAAACAACUAUUCUACCAGAAAUUUGUAGUCUUUUUCUGAAAAGAAAUUUGAUUAGGGUAGUACUUUAUGGAGGUCAUCUUUUGAUUUUCGUAGUUGUUUUCAUGAUAAAUGGAAAAACAGGGAAAAACACGUAAAAAAACCGGGAAAAUUUACGAAAGUUUAACGAAAAUUGUUAUAGUAAAUACUUAUGUAGGUGUAUUUUGUGAUAUAUGACUAUUAUGUAAUAUAACCAAGUACAAGUGGUUUAUCGUUAGCAAGGUUAAUCGUUGGGUAUAGAUAUACAUUAAAUUUCUCUUCUACCUUCCCAAUUUCUCAUUUACAACAGUGGUCCACCCAUCGUGCGAAGUUUGUCUGUCUUUUUGUUAUUAUCAUUCGUACACAAAUUUGAAAUUAAUUAUUAAGGCGAUACAUUCAUUCAUUUAUUUAUUUUAUUUUUAUGUAAACAUUUUUUUAUUUAUUUAUUUACUAUAUUACUACUGUAUUACUAUAUUUACUUUACUUUUUUAAAUUAUCGUUUCAUAUCGCAGCAACAGUGGCGGUUAUUCUAUACGGUCUGAGUUGUGUUGCUCCGUCAAAACACACACAAUUGAUUAUUGCGGCGAUGUACUGAUAUGAUGUUUGGUGGUACCUAUAAUUGAAUUUAUAAUAUGAUGGGCUUGGUUUUUCUCCGGUUUUUUUUUGUUUUCUAGUUUUCUACUAAAUAUAACUUACAAAUAAUACGAGUAUAUAAUAUACUGUAUAUUAUGUAUAGUAUGAAGGUGAAUGGGUCAUCAGAAAUACAACGUAUUCUUUUGUUGAGGAUAGCCGCCACUGCCCGGCAAAAUACAUUAUAACGGUAAAUUGUUAUAAUAAUAAUAAUAUAGUCGUUUCGUCGAAGGAUUGCUUUCUUGAAUAUAAUACACGCAUUUAACCAGAAAACACCGCAAAAGCUACUUCAACUAUGUGCCCGGUGAAACUGUUAAUAUUAUGCGUACCCACGAUUUUGCGGUGCCAUCGUGACAGAUCAUAAAAUCAGCGGCACCGCAUUGUGUUUAUUUGGGGAUUUAUUGUUUGAGGAAACAAUAUUCAGUUUUGAAUUAAUUUCGCAUAAUAUACAUAUUUAAUACGAACUACUGUAAUAUACAGGUAUAUAUAUAUAUAUAUAUACAUACAUAUAUAAUGUAUAUAGUUUACACUAUUAUACGCUUUAUUUAAAUGUACACAUAGAUAUUUAAAAAUAAUUAUAAUUUUGUUUAAUAAGUACAGUAAUAAUUAAGUAAAAUUUAAUUAAAACUCAGAAUAUGUAAUUAAAUUUAAAAAAAAAAAACUAUACUUAUUGUUUUAUAAUACUUGCAAAAUAUGGCUGGUGAUAGAAUAAUAGAGACUUUGCGUUUAAUUUUUUUCCUUGGACACUAAUUCAAAUCUUUAGUCAAUAACCCAAAUAGUAGUAUUAAACAAUGUUUUUUUUCAUAUACUUAUGCUUAAAAUAAUUAAUUGUUUAAUUACUCAAUAAUCGAUUUUUGCAUUUAUUUAAUGUGAUAACAGCGGCGACUUUGCUGAGGUAUAAACGGUUAAGACCGUUAUCAGUUUAUUAUUUUAAAACGUGUUAUGUAUUUAUGCAAGUCAAACUUGGCCGUUAAUUCACGUAAUUUUAUAAUAAUAUUAAAACAUUGAUAAUAUAUAUUGUCUAAAUGUAUUAAACUGUAGAAUAGAUCAGUGUUAACGGAUUAUAAUCUAAUCUAACAUUGAUGUUAUAACAUACGCUACAACACCUUUAUUCACAAACAAAAACUACAAAUAAUAUUACUAAAUAAUGUAAUAAAAUACCAUUAUUUAUCGAACUAUGAAAUAAUAUAAAUUAAAAAAAUAAAAGAGCUGAUACUGGGGAUGGGAGCAGCCACUGUUUUAGGUGAGAAGUUGGGAAGGUAGGAUACAUAAAGUUAUUUUAUUUAUAUCUGUAAGCAGCGAUAAACCAUUGCUUGACAAAAGACGAUCCGAACACAGUUCGGUAAUACAUAAUAUAAAGUGCCAUAAUUUUUUUUUUUGCGAUUUUCGUUUAAAAUUGAUUUCAAAACGCUUGUUAAAAAAUAAAAAAAAGUCGUCCGAUAAUUAUUUUAAUUUUAUCACGUCUAGGAAAAUUCCGUAUAAGUAUUAUUACUAAGUUUCAAGUCUUUACGUGUAUUUAUAUCCAAAUUACAGCAAAAUAACUCCCAAAAAUUAAAAUUCCUUAAAAACUCAAAAGUUUUGGCAAUGAUACCGUAAGAAAGUAAAUCAAAAAAGCAACAAAAAAGAUUUCUAGUAAUUUUUCGAUUAAAUCAUUUUUUCUGGUAGAAAACGUCGUCUGUGUUUUUAUAAAAUAAUAGAAUCGUGAAAUUGUACGUUUUCCUACGUUUUUUCUCACUUAGGUGCUUUUAUUUAAAAAAUGGUGUCAAAAAUAGAAAAAACUACCUGUUUUAAGUACAAUCUAGACAAUUUGAGCUUUUAGAAAAGUUGGUAUAUGUAAAAACCGGAACAAGUUUAAUGUUGAAAAACGUGUGUGUCUAUAGGCUAGAAAAAAAAAAGAAACAAAAAAUAAAAAUCUUAGUAAAUCCAAUAGCUCCCUAGCUACGCUCGGAAUCGAAAAUAAUAACUAUGCGAUAGAACAAAAUAAAUUAUAGGCGCGACUAUAGGGGUGCUAGGAAGACUUAAGCACCCCAGAAUUUAAAAUUAUUGCCUAACUGUUUUAAAAAUAUUUUUUGAGACUUGAAAUGUCGACAGAAUAUUUAUUUUUGAUUUUUCUAGACGCGGUAAAAUUGUCAAAACAUUUAAAAUGUCAGUUUAACACUAGUGUCUAUAAUGACCCUCUUCAAUUUUUAAGUAUAAAAGUUUCAUUUAUAAAAGAUACCAAAAAUAAUUUUAAAUGGAAUUUAUCUGCACUAUAAUGUUCACUAAAUAUUGUAGGUUCUGAACAGUUUAUUUUCUUCGCUGUUUUAUACAAUAUACUACAUUCGAUCGACAUCCGUCGCUCGUUAAGGGCUGACUAAAGAUUUUCGUAUACACGUCUUUUAUUUUUUCUUCUUCUUUUCUCUAAUUUCUCGAGAGUGUUGAAUAAUGACCCGCCUCCGAACAAAAUACCUAGUUUAUAAUGUCGUUAACGCGGAGUCUUCAAUCACGCCAAGCAAAACCUCUCUUAACUCUAUCCCCUCUCGUCUUUAAUUUUAAUUUUUUUUUUUUUGCUUCUUACCCUCCUCAGCCUUUGAUAAAUGAACGACGUUUUGCGCAAAAAGCUAUACACGUAUAUAAUAUUAUCUAUGUACGUCGCUCCAAUACUGAAUAUAGCCAAUUUUGCGAGCUUCAUUGAAAAUUCUCCGGCUAUUCGCGCACCCCUCCGUUAAUAAUAUAUCCUUUUCACGCCUCUCACGCCAUUCUCGAGGCGUAUGUAUAUGUGUGUGUGUGUGUGUGUGUGUGUGUGUGUAUGUGUUGUAUCUGGCCGUGUUGUAUACGUGUGAGUUUUUGACAGCUGAUAGCUGGAUUAACUGACUUACCAACGGAAAAACAAGUGUAAAAUAGAUGGGAGGGUUCGGUGACUUGAUACGCAAUUCAAAUGUGCAAUUCGGAAAAUGAUACCCAUUUAAAUAAAUAUAUGUAGAGAGCAGUUUUACCCCCUUAUACUUAACGUUUAAGUAUAAUAUAACGACAAAACAAGUUUAGUAUACUAUUUUUGACAUACAUCGCAGCUCCCAUAUUAUAUAAAACAUAAAACACACUUUUUUGUAAUCAUUUUAUCAUAAUAUGACAUAUACCAGUAUAUUGUUGAAAAAGCAACACUAUUCAACAGAACUCCACUCAGAAUCGAUUUUUCGUAAUGGUUUAUUGUUGCUUACAGAUAUACAUUAAAUUGCCGUCUGUAUUCUAUAUUUUCACCUUUUCACCUACAAUAGUGGUUGCACUCACGUGCGAAGUACGUCCGUAUUUUUUUUCUGUGUAACCAAGGUUAUUCAUAAAUCAAGAUAAAUUAUUAGAUUUUCGUACCGAAAGCCCCGCGUAAGCUUCCUUUAGGAUUUGAUUCGUGAUCACAGCCUAUGUCAUCCAGGAUUAGUGUAGCUAAUCUACCAGUUUUACCAUUGAAAGAAUUUUCAUAAUCAUAUCAGUGAUCAUCUCCUACAAACACACAUACAUAAAUACAUUUCUACAAUUUUUUCUCUUAAAAGUAAAAGUAUAAGAAAACCUAAUAAUAAUAAUAGAUUUUUUUUACUGUGUUACCAAGGUAACUCUUAAAUCAACAAAAACCUAUUUACAGCGCGAGACUUUAAUUUUCAACGCUUUUAAAUAGUGAUUAAAUAUGACGUUUUAAAAUAUAAAAAAUGAAAGUUUAUAACCACCGUGUUAACGUAAGGUAUAUAUAAAUAAAAAAAUUUAAAAUCGGUCCAAUAGUUCUGGAUAUGACCCCCUACAUACAAACAAAUGUUACAUAUUAUAUAGUAUAGAUAUUUUUUGUUAUACAAAUGAUAAAAAUAUUUUAAAUUAACAGCAUAAUAAUAUAAUGUCUCACAAACAUCACUUUAAGGAUCUUUUGAUUUUAGCAUUCAUGUAUUAAAAUCAAAAAUGUGUAUACAUAUUAAUUAUCGUUAUUGAUCUGUUACAUGUAAUUUAUAAAUACGAUUUCAGAAGUUAUAAAUGUCCUCACCCCCCUUUAAAGUAUAUAGAACAGUGAAACUACUGAAACUUCAUAUGUUUAUGAAAAAACCUAUCAAUAGAAACUCAUUACUACAAUCGGGUGUUUUUAAAAUUAAUGUUACGCUAUAUUAUUACUUAUAUUUUUAUAUAAUAUAUAGGUACCAAAUUCUAAACUUUGCACUUUAUAUUAUUGAUGGAAGAAAGUUAUCGCAUUUGUACAUAGUGGUGUACUUAGAAAUAAAGUACCUACAUAAAUAUAGUCUCAAUCAAAAACCAUCAAUAAUAAUCGAAUAUAAAACAAUAAAAUGCCCGUAUGUCUGCGUAGAUCGUUAACUAAAACAACAGAAAUGUUUCGUUUUGAAUAUUCGUUUUGAUCAAAAAGGUAUAGUGGAUAGAGAUUAUUUGAUAAAGAUGAAAAAAAAACUGUUUUAUAUUAUACGGGUUGUUUUCUAUAGUUAAACAUAAAAAUAAAUCAUCUGGGCCACUACGCCGUCGUAUUCUUUGAAUUCGUUUUGUGUAACGAGAACUUGCGAAAUCACAAAGUUUCCUACCUAUCCACAUAUAUACAAGCUGUCAGUAACGCGGCGGUGAAAAGUAUAGGUAUCUAAUUUAAUUUCGAUAAAAAAUAAUAUGAAAAAAAAAAAAAAAAAACAAACCGAAAAUACAAAAUAUUGUUAUUUGAAUACAAUUCACGAUAAAUUGAUAUCGAUGCCCCCCGGGUGUACGUAUUGCAGGUGAUUUAGACUAUAUAUUAAUACACACACCGUAUAUAGUACAAUAUACGGUAUGAUAACAAAAGAACUGGGACAACAAGGGAGACUAUAUAAACGCAGAGACAGUUUUCAAUCAGCAGUAAAUAUCUGCGAACAAUGAAACGACCCUCGGAUAUAAAUGCGUAUUGAUAUCGGCGUGUAAUCCGACGAGCGAUGAAUUAUUAUUAUUGCUUUCCGGGUAUUUGAAUAAUAUCAUAAAUCGAGUUUUAAUAACCAUUUUUCCCCCGCAAUGUCUGAUUUUAUAAAAAUAAAAUAACUAUUCGAAAAGCUCAGACUAAAAAAAUACAAAAAAAAAUCCGCGAAACGUUAUACCGGGAUAAAAACCAUAUAGGUACAUAUAGCAUGUGUUUUUCCCGUGAUUUUGACAUUUAAUGUACAUCGUCGAACGUCAAAAUGCAAUAUCGGUGAAAUGUUAAAAUGAAGCACACGAAUUCCGAACAAUAUUUAAAGACAAGGUUGCGAAGUGUUUUAAUCCCUUUGUUUUAAAAACGUUUUAAACAAAUUCCUAUGCCUGAAACGUUGUUUUGUACAAAAAUGUUUUAAUCGUUCGAAAAUUCAAUUCAAAUUACUAAAUAUUAUGUUCUGAAGAGAGAAGAUACAUAAAUAUAUAGUUUCUAUAUUCCUCAAUAUAAAUGACAAUUUCUAGGAUACUCCUAUAAUGCAUUUAGCUGAAGAAGUAAUAUUUUUUACAAUUAACUAUUAUUAUAAUAGGAUGUUUGUCAAAAAAAUUAUGUUUGGAACAAAAACAGUUUUAUUUUUUUAUCACCCUGCAGUAUUACAGGCACACUCGCCCUCGUAAAAAUAAUUUUCACCUACACGACGUUUGGUUGUUGGAGACUGCGUCCGUUUAUUGUCUUCUAAUCAAUAUUAUUAUGAUUACAUUAUAGCGGUGCAACACGAACGAGGACCGCGCAAACCAAAGUUACAUCAUCACCACCAUCAUCAUCAUCAUCACCCGAUGAAGGACUCGCCACAGUCUGUCAGCCACCAGCGACAACCCGGCCAAAUCCAGUUGAGCGCCGAACACAUGAUCCAAAAGACUUCUUCGGCGUACCCGAAACCGCCUAUGGAUGCGUCUUUGACUCCCGUGCCGCCGCCGCUGCCACCGCCGCCACAACAGCAACAGCAGCAACAGCAACAACAGCAGCCACCGCCGCCGCCUCCACCACCCACACUUUUGCCGCCCACGCCGCCGCAGGGACCCGUGUUCCUGGGACAACAACAACCACCGCCGCCCGGACUUUUGCAAAUACUUAUGUCGGCCGAAAAAUGCCAGGUAUAACAUGAACCAAAUCGAUUAUUAUUAAUGACCGUAUAGUAAGUCUAUGACUUACAAACACUACGCCAUAGUCACUAUACAAUAAUUAAUGUAUACAAUUUUUUUAUUUCACCAUUACCAAAAUGCACAAAUUUCGCGUCAAUAUAUUUUAAUAAAUGUUACUGACAUUAAAUCCAAUAAUAAAUCAUGCGGAUAGGGUAUAGGUGUAGUAUACAAACAAUAUAGGUAGGUACUAAUUAUACAGGAUGAUUCACUAAACGUACUCAUCCCCUUUUUGGAACUCUCAAGUGUAAUUAAAGCCGAUAUAUUCGAAUACAUUUUUAACAACAUUUAAGGAGUAUUUUGUGGUGAUAUCAACUUUGGUUUUUUAAAUGAGAACUUGUAUUAAAAAUAUGACUUUAAAAUUAAAAAUUAUUCAAAAAUACAUAAAAAACAAUUAAUAACAAACCGAGUCAAAUCAAUAGAUCUUUCAGAAAAAAAAUACCUAUUAUUAUUAACAACAAUUCAGUGAGGGAAUAAUGUAUGUAAAAAAUUAUAUUGAUGCCAAUGAGAAUACCACUUUGUUUAAUUGUUUUAUUUUAAGCCAUUAUAAUCCAAAAAGUACCAUGUACCUACCGGAUGAGUCAUUUAAAUUAGUACACUCAUUAUCUUGGUAAGUAUUAACUUAUUUCGGAAUUAUUUUUCUAGAAAAUAUUUUAAGAAAAAAUCAGCUCUAUAAUUUUAUAUUUAUGUUAUUUUUUUUAUCCCUUAUUUUUGGAGGUAAAACCACUACCUACCUUUAAUUUUCAAAUGGCAACCUACAUUAAAAAUUCCAUAAAUUAAUGGAGUAUUAGUUAAAACAAAUUUUAGUGCUAACAUUUUUGAUUUCCGUCUAUUCCUCGACGAAAUAUUCUACUUAAGUUUGUGUCGAGGGAAAGCAGUGGAGCACUGAUAAUAAAAUACUGUACACCGAACCGCCACACAAAUGAUACUCCACUACUCUCCCCCUAACUAAACUUAAAAGUGAAAUAUCACGUUAACAGGUUGGCAGAAAUCAAAAAUGUUAACACCAAAAUUUAUUUAAAGUAAUACUCUGUCUAUUUAUGGAAUUUUUUUAUAUUAGUUCUCAUUUAAAAAACUCAUGUGAAAAUUUAAAUGUUGUAAAAUAUCUAAGAAUUCUAAUCAAUUUAACCAAAAAAAUAGGGUGUGCACGCUUAGUGAAUCCUUCUGUAUAUAAACCAGCAUAUAAUUAAUACAACUACACAUUAAUACACAUAAAUAUAGACAUGAACCAAACGGAUUAAAAAAAGAAAAAGUAAAAUCGGUAUUAACAAAUAACAGGAUCACCGUUACCUAAUAAAAUAUAAAUUUUAGCCGCAUACCGAUGUCUUACAAUAUAGUACAUACACUUAAUACUUUUACAUUAUAUCUAUGUAUUCAAUGUGGAUAUAGCCGGUAAUAAAUCAAUCUAGAAUCCCCGACGUAAUAACAACUAAUUUCACAAUUGUUUUAAACAAUUGCUUGACAUUGGAGUCAUAUUAUGUCUUUUUAAAAUAUGUAGAUUUAAGAAUUAGGGGACUCAAAAAAUACUAUUAUGGGCAUAACGAUGAGUACUAUAUCGUUAUUAAAUUUCAAGCAGAUGAAGCAGACCGAGACCAUUGUAGUCUAUAAAAUAGGCCGAUUAACGAGAACGUCAAUAUUCGAGAAUAAUAUCAAUGCUAUUAUUAAAACCUGUAUUUCGAUGUUUUCGAACUGUUGAUAUUUGUAUUAAUUUGGUUUUUAUUUUAUGCAAUCGAAUAAUCGUUUGGCUUGUUAGACAUGCGCAUAUUUCCUUUAUACCCAAAAUUAUAAAAUCGGUGAAAGCGUGAACGAAGGAGCAAGCGGGCGACUUGACGAGCGAGCGAAUAUCUUAUUUUCGGCAAUCGGUAAGCCCGAUCAGUAGGCACGACUAUUAUCUAUUUCAUCUAUUUAGUUCUUAGUUGACUGUUGAUUGUUGAACAAGUAAAUUAUAAAACAAUUAAUUAUAUUAUAUUAUACGUUAAUUGGAUUAUUAUUAGCUGCAAACUUAAAAAAUGGAUCGUAUAGUACAUAUACUUUACUUUGUGCGCCCACGAGUUCACAAUUUAUAAUAAGGAAAAUAUUGCAUUCAGAUAAUAAUUUGAAUUUAAAUUUAUUCAAUAGUAUAGCGGAAUCUUGGCUUGUAGCCGAUAAAUACUCAUAUUUUUUAAUACAAUAUAAGCGUUUUAAAAACAAAUAUUACGCGUGUUUUUAACGGGACACUUAAAUAAUUGUUCGGAUCCAAUUAUUACUGAUACAAGACCGAUAAGAAGAGCAUGAUAACGUGGACACUACUAGGUAUUUUCAUCGGGAGGCGCAAAAUUAACAUUUGAACUCGGGCGUGAUGCGCGCGCGAAAUGAUCGUCAGUGUGAGGCAUAAUAUUAUAAUAAUAAUAUAUACGAUACGAUCCGGAGGCGCGUCGGACACACCGCACAGUUCAGAUGAUAAUGUAAUACACCUACGUAUACACUGCAGAUGGACGCACGCAAAACAUUCGGUGCUCGGAUAAUAUACGUGUCUGCGUAUAAUAUACCGUGUGUUUGAGAGAGAGAGAGAGAGAGAGAGAAAGAGAUAUUACGUAUAGCGAACGCCGCGAGUGAGACGAUAGAGAGUGGACCGAGUGGACCGAGAGGACGCCGAGGCAGAAGAGUGCGCGCGCGAUGAGUCAGCGAGGCGCGCGCGGACGUUUUGAUGUGAGAACCGGACCACAUGGUCCUCGCGGGUUUUGGCAGCAAUCGAACCCUUUGUUCGCGGACGCCAAAGACGCCCUCUGGCUUUACUGUAUUGUACACGUACACACACACACACACACACACACGCGCGCACACACACACCGACGAAAACUCCUAUACGAUCGUAUUUAUAUGUAUAUGCGCAUAUUGUGUUGAGUAUUUUACAUUGCACGUUCUCCGCCGACCAUCAUCCGGGGGCUUAAGCUCGACUUUUAUCGCUAUUAACAUCGGCGUUGACGGGCAGCGAUGCGGCGGAGCGCGAACAGGGUGACGACCACCGAACGCUAUAUAGAGGUAUACAUUCGAUUUGUUUUCUCUUACAUCGAUGACUUGGGAAAUUUGGUUUACAUUAUUGACGAGCAAGAGCGGACUACAUAUACGUAUAAACAGAGGGUCGGCGGAUGCCGGAUAUUCAACGUGAUUAUAAUCAUUCGCGCAGUUUAAAUCCCCUAAUAUAAUAUAGUCCGAAAUCUAAUUCUAAAUUUUGGCAUCACCUAAACUACCCUGUAUCAUAAUAAUGUAUCCUGUUCAACUUCCCACUAAUUAUUACACCAGUAUAGUCUAUACCAAUGCAAGCAAUAUCGCAAUCGGUUCAUUUUUAAAUUAAUAUUAUUAUAUUUGCCUUACAGGAGUUGAUAUGGAGUGCAAAAAUGUCGGAAACCUCAUCCCCUAUCGGCAUACCACAACCGACCAGUCCUCAGGGUUCAUUGACUCUGUUACUAUCGCCAACUUGGGAAGUCUUACAGGUAAUCAAAACUAAAACGUCAAAAUUAUAAUCGAUGUAUUAUAAAAUAUAAUAAUUAACACUUGCCAAUAAUACCUAUAGCAAAAAAUACCGAUAAGUUAAUCAGUGAAAUUUUAUUAAUAAAUAUGCAGCUUUUAUUUUUAAACGUUAACUCUUACCAUUAGUACCCUAAUAUAAUCUUAACUUGUGUUUAUAAUAAACUUUUAUUUUUAUUUAUUAACUGAUAUAUAAUACAAAACAGGUGUCUAGCACAUAUCAAAGUUAAUGAUUUAACGAAAUAAAAACAAUAUAAAAUAUUUUAAAUUUAAACUGAAAUUCCAGUGUUCAUUUUUUAAACACAUUUUUUAUAAAAUAUAUUAUGAUAUUAUGUAUGUGCUAUAAUAUUUAUUAUCUUAUAAGGGAUGAUGGGCAAUUCAACACAUCGAUAGCAUCGAACAUCAAAAUCGAGUUAUUUUUUGGUAUCAAUUUUGAGAUUUUAUGGUAUGUUAAAACAAUAAGUGGCAACGAGGUCGUGGUUGAAUAGAUAUUGGAUUAAAUAAAUAAGCUUUAUAUAUUUUAUACAAUGAGUUUUUACAUCUAAAUUCUAAGUAGGUAGUAUUUUAUAAUAAUAAAUACUAAUAAUGAUUCAUAUACAUCAAUGGUGUAACAUCAUAUUAAUAUUAUUUUUUUUUUAUAACAAAAGUAUCGAGAAUUGAAUUAUUAAUAUCACCCAUCUCAAUUUAAAAAAAAUGAUAUAAUAGUAAUAUUCUAUUUAUUUUAAACUAUUGAUUAAAUAGAUCGACUAAUUAUUAUAACAGACAAUUCAACAAACACAUCUAAUAUUUAGUUAUUGUAUACAGCUGAUGUUAAACAUAUCAAGUCGAUUGUAUAAACACAAUGGAGUAAGGGGAAUUCAUAUAAUAUACUUUAUACGCGAGGGUUGACUUUUUGACUGCCCGCCUACUUUUCUGCGGGUGGCGAAAGGUGUGCCCCUUUAUCCAAUCGUCUGUGAUUGAAGAUUAAAAAUGGCGACCCUGUGCGAAUACAUUUAACAAAUACGUACAGAUAUGAUUUGUACUAUCGCCGUAUAAUAGUAACAUAAUCGUUUCAAAAUAAUUUCCAUUUUAUUAUACCGGUUCAUCUAGUUGUUUUACCAUUUAAAAAGUUAGAUUCUGAACGUAGCCGAAGGAUCUAUUAGUUUAAAAGUAAUGUAUGUUUUUUUUUGUCUGUAAACAACUUUUCUACCAGAAAUAUUACUCCAAUAAAAACAUAACAAAGACAUUUUUUGUAGCAUUUUAGAUUUAGUUGGUUAAAAAAAAAACAUACAUCGCUUUUCCAAUCAGUUUUCAGAUAAACCAGAAAAACCAGAAAAAUCGUAAAAAAUACGGGAAAAUUUAUAUCAUUGGUUUCGUUAUUUUCUACUUUGAUUUUUCAUUGUAAAUCGGUAAUCAAUUUUCAUAAAGAGCUGAAAUUUUCACAUUUUUAAUUAUAAAUAGGCAUUUCACAAUUGAUAGUAUUUUUAUACGUAGUUUUUUUUAUAUAUUCUGUAGAUAAAAUAGUUAAACACAAAUGCUUGAACAUUAUACAAAAAAAAAAUGUUCGAGGUUUAUUAUUAGUUGUACGUUUCAAUGUUGAGCGUAAUGCAGUAAUUUUUAUUUUUGUAACCGUUUUAAGAUCAAAUUUAAACAAAAAUUGUUAACAUUUAUAACUGAAUUUAGCUUAGAAAAUAUAAACAAAAUAUUUUAUAUAUCCUACUUCCUACCUACAAAAGUGGAGCAACCAUCAGCAGUAUCAGCUCUUUUUCUUUUUUUAUCUGUAAAGAACUUUAUGAUUAUAAAUCGAGCUCCAAUCGAAAAAUGAUAAAAUACUUUUUUUUUGCAUUUCGGAACUAUUAAGUGAAUAAGUCAUUUUUUGAUUUUUCAAUUAGUUUUCAUAAUAAUUACGGAAAACUGAAAAAAAUCUGAUAAAUUUACGGCGUACGAUUUUAUCACUUUACAUUUUUACGAAUUACUUUUUUUAUCAGAAAUCUUAAUGCAGUCAAAAUUGAAUUUUCAAUCUAGUUGAUGAAUAAGAAAGCCAUUUUUCUGAUUUUUCGAGAUGUUCUCAUAAUAAUUGUGAAAAAACAGAAAAAGCAUGCAAAAAAAAAAAGUUGAUACUGCUACAAAUUGUACCAAGUUUAGAAAAGGAAAAUAUAAGUUUCCAGUCAAAAAUUUCAAGUUUCCAUGAAUAUUUUAAAAUUAAUUACAAAAUAAAAACCAAAAAAAAAAAAAAACAAAAUUUAAAAUAGUAAAAUCAUUAUUUUUCAGUUUUCCCAAUUAUUAUGAAAAUUGCAGGGAAACAUAAUUAAAUAAACAACUUUCUAACUUCUGUUUUUCUGUUGGAGCAAUAUUUCAGAUAGUAAACAUAGUUUGCAAAAAUAAAAAAAUAAUGAUAUCGGUAAAGGCAAGUCGAUAAUUUUUUUCUCAGUUUUUCUCAAUUAUUAUGAAAACCCUUUGGAAAAUCAAAAAACAUGACCUUCUCACUAGAUAAAAUAUCCUUGGUGCCACACUUCAUACAUCGGAGGAAGAUUUCUGGUGAAAAGGUUGCUCAGGCACAAAAAAUAAAAAUAAAACACACCAUAGUAUCACUCCGUUCGUAAUAUUAUAUGGUUUCAUUAUAUUUUUGUGUUCUAAUUCAGUUAAAAAUAUUCGUUGCGACUUGAAAUGUUUACAGAAAAUUUGCCUUUUCUAGGCAUUGUAAUUAUUACGUUAUUAAUUUUCGUUAGGUACUAUGUCACUGCAUAGUCUAUAUGGAUAAAAUUGGUUGACCAAACAGAAAUGCUUGAAAGGUUACACAAUAUUAAAAACACUUCCCUAACAGUAAAAAAGUUACACUAAUGUCUAACGGGGUAAUCAAAGAAAUCUCUUUCGAUUAGGAGAUACUGAAAACCAAUAAUAUUGGGUAUAGCACGCAUUACCAAACCUAACCUAACCUAACUUAACCUUAACCUAUAUCUACGGAUAAUUUUAGUACCUAUUAAAUUAAUUAAUAUAACGUGUACAGUGUACGCGUUAAUAAACAUAAUAUAUAAAGUUAAAGUUGAUAUACUUUAAAAGUUAACACACAUCAAAAGGUGAACAAUCGACUGCUUAUAGUAUUGAAAAAAAAAAAAGUAGGAAGGUAGGAUACAGAAAGGAAUUUAAUGUAUAUCUGUAAACAACAAUAAACCAUUGCUAACGAAAAAACGAGCAGAGUACAGUUGAUAGUGUUGUUUUGUUAACAAUAUGUAUAUUAUAUUAUGGUAAAAUAAUUAAAUAGGCAUUAUAUAUUUUUUUAAUAAUAUUUGUUUAAUGUCGAUUCGAUUUUCCCGGUUUUUCGUAUUUGCUGGAAAAACUCUUGGGAAAAUCGAAAAAUACCUCCCCAGUCUAAUUUCCUUUAGAGAAAAAAUUUCUUAAAGAAAAGUUGCUACACUUAAAAAUCAGAGUAACAUUUCUGGUAGAAAAAUUGCACAGAGAUAAAAAAAAAAAAUGAACAUCUUUGUAAAACCAUAAGCUUCUUCGCUCCACUCAGAAUCUAAAAUAACAUUGAAUUCGCGUACCAAAAUAUAUUUGUAUAAUAUUUUAAAAACCUACUUGGUCAUUGACAAAAUGACAUUGUUGAAUGUUUUUGUACAGGAAACCACAGCUCGGUUACUGUUCAUGGCGGUCAGAUGGGUCCGAUGUCUAGCUCCUUUUCAAACGCUUUCUAAACACGAUCAGGUAUAAUAAAAGAGUAAUAUUUAUUCUGUUUCACAUUAUUAUAUUAUUUUAUUUGACGCGCAUACACUUAAUUAAAUCUCCCCUUUUAAACUAUGGGUGCCCAAUUCGUUUAUAUUCAUACUAUGAUGUAUGAAAAUAGAGUAUUUUUAAAAAAUAUUUUAAUAAUACGAAAAUAAUAUAAAAAACUGUAUAAAAGUUCGUAAAUUUCAAUACGGAAAAUCGACUGGCAGUCAAAUGCCAAUUUCAAAUGCCUUAUUGGCAUUUUGUCAAAUGUCAAUAAGUAAUUCAUCUAAUACACACCACGAUUUUUCAUAGUGGCCGCGUAAUUAAUAAAAGUGUUAUGUAAAGUUAGAGAAUUUUUCUUUUUUUGUGCCCCAAGUCUGUUUUUCCUAUUCUCUGUACCACAUCGUUGACAAAAGCGUAAAUUAUAUGGAUUGGUGACGGUUUUCCAAAUUGUGUUAUUUUUUUGAAAUUUUAAAAAAAUCGAAUGAUCGUCUUCAUAAUAAAACUUUUCCCAACGAAAGGAAAUGAACACGUCCAUUUUUACGAAUAAAUGAACUCAAAUUUCAGUCCAAAAAGCCAGACAAAACUGAUAUGAUAAAAAUUGUCUUUGACGAAUUUCAAUUUUAAAAACGAAUCAUGAUUCUUUAAGUUCUUUACUAGGACAAAUUGGAUUUUUGUUUAAUUCUCUUUAUCUUUACUAAAAAUCAAAAUAAAUUUACAUAUUUGAAAAUUGUUUAACUAUAAAACCGAUUUGUUUUACAAUUUCCAGUAAAAAAAUUGAAUUUCUAUUUAUAACUUAUCCUAGUAAAAAACCAAAAAAUCAUGAGUUUUCAAAAUUGAAAUCCACCAAACUCAAUUUCUACUGCAGUUGUAUCUAGCCUUAAGGUACAAAUACUAAAAUAUGGGUCAUCAAUUCACAUAAGUGGAUUAUAAUAAAGUCCACCACCGCUAUAUAAAGACGGCAACGAGCGGUAUUCGUUUUUUUAUUACUUUCAAUUGUCUACUGAUUUUUUUUACAUGGUUUUUGUAUUUUUAUUUGUAAUAUAAAUGUAAAUGUCUUUUUAGAAAAUUAACUUAUUAUAGCAGCUACCUAAUUAUUUUUAAAACAUAUUUUGUUUUAAUGCAACUAAGUAUGUGUAGUUGUACACCCGAUUUAAAUGUAUGUGCACCAAUAUAUACAUGUAUAAUAUUAUGAAGUACAUAUCUAUAAGAACAUCUUUUUUUAAUUUUUAACUCAUUACGGUUUCAUAGCUACUACUGCUACAAGAGUCUUGGAAAGAACUGUUUUUAUUGCAUUUGGCACAGUGGUCAAUACCCUGGGAUUUGUCACCGUUACUGAACUCAGAAAAGGCUCACGAAAGGCUGCCGGCAGACGAUACGCAGGUCAAUAACGAAAUGAAAAUCAUACAAGAGAUAUUGGCACGUUUUAGGCAAUUGUCCCCUGAUGGCAGCGAGUGUGGUUGCAUGAAAGCGGUUAUUCUGUUCACACCAGGUUAGUAGGUAGUACCAACUACUAGUAGUGAUCUACGAUUGAAUUUGAUUCGUUAUCAAACACCAAAUUGAUUUUAUAUUGAACACAAAUUGCCAUUAAACCUUAAACCAUUCCUACAAACAUAAUAAUCUAUACAUAUUAUUAUUACAAAUUUCAUUUGUAAUUUCCUCAAUUCUGUCUUCCAGCCGUUUUAUCUAUUCUUAUUAUAACAUAUUAUUUCCCAAUAUUUUUCUUUUCAUAGUUUCAUCUCCAUAAAAACGUGCAGAUCCUAUACAGGUUGGUUCAAAAUGUAUGUUACAGUCAUUUUAUCAUAUACUAUUCAAAAUAAAAAUAAAAAAAAUACAUAAUACAAAAGUUUUUCGAUUUAUAAACAUCUCAAAUAAUUUGUACGUUUUUUUUUUUUUUAAUGUUUUUUUGGGGGGAGAGGAGGGAGUUUUGAAAUUUAAAAUUAACACGAAAAUUGAUUUUAACUAAUACUUUAAAUAUUUAUGGAGUUUUGGAUUUAAAAAGUUGACCCCUAAAAAAAAGUAAAAAAAUUUACAAAUUAUUUUAGAUGUUAUAUAAUGGAAAAACUUCUAUAAUAUUCAAUUUUAUUUAUUUUUAAUAUUUACAUGAUAAAAUGGAACAUAAAUUUUGACCUCUCUGUAUAUGAGUAUACAAAAUGUUUCCUUUUAAAGGUAACACGAAACAUUUCUGUACAAUCACAUGUGUUUUUGGGAGAAGUUAUAGGGAGUACUGAAAUACACAUUUUUGGACAAUUUUCAAAUUUUAAUCCUUAUUAUUGUGCGCAUGUGCAAUACAACUUGCAUUCUUUUAAAUGGUAACAUGUAUUUCAAAUACUAGAUUUAGAUGAACCUCAUUUUGACCUUCUAACCAUGGCUCUAAAACCAAAAUUAACUGAAUGACAAUUAGUUAAAUCUUCAAUUUAAAUCGAUUAAUUUAUUAUUAAAACAACUUUAAACAAAUUGACCCAAUUUCUGUAAUUUCUAUUAUUUAUUUUAUACAAUUACUUAUCACCAAUACUUAUCUUAUAAAUAGUUUGAAAUUGAGCUUAUCAUUAUCCAUGUAUGACUGUAGUUGACCCAUUACUCAAUUUCGUUUUAAUUUUGUGUAUUUCAGUGUCCCCUAGCUCCUAACCCCAUUUCAAUCCAAAAUUACUAGGCAGAAAUACUUCGUGUUGCCUUUAAAAGGAAACACAUUAUGUUUUAUACUCUCAGUCCAACGUCAGUGUUUACAAAUAUACUGGCAAUAAUAUUGUGAAUCAACCUAUCAUUAUUUUAAUUGGAUGAUAUUUAAAAAAAAAACCCCAUUUUUUAAUUAAAUAUAGAAAACUAAUAACUAGCUUUUAAAUCUAUAGAAACACCGGGCCUGAUCGAUGCUCAACCUGUGGAAAUGCUGCAAGACCAGGCACAGUGCAUAUUGGGCGACUACGUGCGGGGUAGGUAUUCUAGACAACCCACCCGUUUUGGUAGGCUGUUGCUCAUGUUGCCAAACCUGCGGGCUGUCAGGCAGGCGACCAUCGAGAGACUAUUCUUCAAAGAGACCAUCGGUGACAUACCCAUUCAAAGGUUGUUAGGCGACAUGUACCACAUGGAAAAAUCGUACGCAUAAACGGUGCAGGUUGAGUUACAGGUUUUACAAAAUAGACUUACCGCACACUAUCUACGAUUUAAGGCGUCUUCGCGUGAUGUACUGGAAACCUAUAAAAAUGGCAUAAACCACAAUUUUGUUAAGUGUUUUUGGUGUGAAAGCUAUCCUAUAUUCUUCUUGGAC